GCCAAGCGGAAGGAGACUGUGGGCCGUCUGCGCGUGCUUUGCUGGUAAUGGCGGCCUCCAAGAAACCUUUGGAGUUCCACGCCAAGCGGCCCUGGCGGGGAGAGGAGGCGGUAGAAGAUCCGGACGAGGACAGCGAGGAGGAUCAGGAUGACGCCGAGAAUGGGUUCUCUCUGGAGGAAGUAUUACGGCUCGGAGGCACCAAGCAAGAUUACCUUAUGCUGGCUACUUUGGAUGAAAAUAAGGAAGUGGUGGAUGGAGGCAAAAAAGGAGCAAUCGAUGACCUUCAGCAAGGUGAACUGAAAGCAUUUAUCCAAAAUCUUAGUUUGGCCAAGUAUGCAAAAGCUUUCUUAGUUGAAGAAGAUGAACCAACUAAAAAAGAAAAUGCCAGCAAAAAAGAAGCAAGAGUAUCUAAAGUAGAUAAUAAAAAGCAAAAUGCAGUACAAAGUGAAAGGACAUCACUCGGUAAGGUGAAAAAUAAGAAGAAGCCAGAACAACAUUCUGAUGAGAACACCAGUGUCACCCCAAAAGUUAAGAAAGAUAAACAACAGGAUAUCUUUGAAUUUUUUGAGAGACAGACAUUGUUACUCAAACCUGGAGGUAAAUGGUAUGAUCUAGAGUACAGCAAUGAAUAUUCUUUGGAACCCCAGCCUCAGGAUGUUGUGUCUAAGUACAAAACCUUGGCUCAGAAACUGUAUGAGCAUGAAAUCAACUUAUUCAAAAAUAAGACAAAUAACCAGAAGGGAGCUUCUUCUACCUGGAUGAAAACAAUUGUGUCAUCAGGGACAUUAGGGGACAGGAUGGCAGCCAUGAUUCUUCUUAUUCAGGAUGAUGCUAUUCACACACUCCAAUUUGUAGAAACUCUUGUGAACCUUGUGAAAAAGAAGGGUAGCAAACAGCAGUGCCUCAUGGCUUUGGAUACUUUCAAAGAAUUACUCAUUACAGACCUUUUGCCAGACAGCCGGAAGCUACGGAUUUUCAGCCAACAUCCCUUCAACAAACUAGAACAGUUGGCCAGUGGCAACAGGGACUCAAGAGAUAGAAGACUAAUAUUAUGGUAUUUUGAACACCAGCUGAAACACCUGGUGGCUGAAUUCGUGCAGGUCUUAGAAACUUUAAGUCAUGAUUCAUUAGUAGCCACUAAAACUCGAGCUCUUAUUGUAGCUCAUGAGCUGCUUUGUAAUAAACCUGAGGAAGAAAAGGCUCUUCUUGUGCAGGUGGUGAAUAAACUGGGAGAUCCUCAGAACAGAAUAGCCACGAAAGCCUCCCAUCUGUUAGAGACAUUGCUCUGUAAGCAUCCCAAUAUGAAAGGAGUUGUAUGUGGCGAAGUAGAAAGGCUGCUCUUUCGCUCAAAUAUCAGCUCCAAAGCGCAGUAUUAUGCAAUUUGCUUUUUAAAUCAAAUGGUCCUUUCCCAUGAAGAAAGUGAAUUAGCUAAUAAGUUAAUUACUCUUUAUUUUUGUUUUUUUCGGACUUGUAUCAAGAAAAAAAAUAUUGAAUCAAAAAUGCUUAGUGCCCUUUUAACAGGAGUAAAUAGAGCAUAUCCUUAUGCCCAGACUGGUGAUGACAAAGUGAGGGAGCAGGUCGACACACUCUUUAAAGUGCUGCAUGUUGUGAAUUUUAAUACCAGCGUACAAGCUUUAAUGUUGCUUUUCCAAGUAAUGAAUUCUCAGCAGACGAUAUCAGAUCGAUACUAUGCAGCAUUAUAUAGGAAGAUGUUGGAUCCAGGAUUGAUGAUGUGUUCUAGACAAGCCAUGUUUCUUAAUCUUGUCUACAAAUCUCUGAAAGCUGACAUCGUAUUGCGCAGGGUGAAGGCUUUUGUGAAGAGGUUACUUCAAGUUACUUGUGAACAGAUGCCACCAUUCAUAUGUGGAGCUUUAUACCUUGUGUCUGAGAUCCUUAAAGCAAAACCAGGUUUAAGAAGUCAGCUAGACGAUCAUCCGGAGUCUGAUGAAGAGAAUUUUAUUGACAUAGAAGAUGAUGAAGACACAGAAAAAUUCACCGAUGCAGAUAAAGAAACAGAUCCAGUAAAAAAAGCUGAGACAGAAGGAACUGUGUCAGACAGUGCUAUGGAAACAAAAAAAUCAGAGUCUGCUUCUUGGGUGCACUUUGAUAAUUUGAAAGGUGGCAAACAGUUAAGCACAUACGAUCCAUUCAGUAGAAACCCUUUGUUCUGUGGAGCUGAAAAUACAAGUCUUUGGGAACUCAAAAAGCUAUCUGAGCAUUUUCAUCCCUCUGUGGCCCUUUUUGCAAAGACUAUCCUUCAGGGAAAUUAUAUUCAGUAUUCAGGGGACCCACUGCAGGACUUCACAUUAAUAAGAUUCUUAGAUCGGUUUGUAUACCGAAAUCCAAAGCCACAUAAAGGCAAAGAAAACACAGAUAGUGUUGUGAUGCAACCCAAAAGAAAACAUUUUAUGAAGGAUAUUCGUAGUCUUGCUGUGAAUAGUAAGGAGUUCCUUGCAAAAGAAGAAAGCCAAAUACCAGUGGAUGAACUGUUUUUCUACAGGUAUUAUAAAAAAGUUGCUGUUGUUAAAGAGAAACAAAAACGGAAUGCGGAUGAAGAAAGUAUAGAAGAUGUGGAUGAUGAUGAGUUUGAAAAAAUGAUUGACACAUUUGAAGAUGAUAAUUGUUUCACCUCCGGAAAGGAUGACCUUGAUUUUGCCAGCAACAUGAAAAAGAAAAGAAAAGGUGCUAAGGAAGACCCAGAAGAUGAAGAUUCAGAAGGCAGUGAUGAUGAGCUUGACAACUUGGAUGAUGAUGAAGUUUCUUUAGGAAGUAUGAAUGAAGAAUUCACUGAAAUUGAUGCAGAUGGAGGAACAUUCAUGGAUGUGUUGGAUGAUGAAAGUGAGGGCAUUCCAAAACUUGAUGAUGAAGUCAGCUCUAAAACCAGGACAAAGAGAGGCAAGAGAAAAGGGGCAAAUGAUUUUGACUUUGCUGGAUCAUUUCAAGGACCAAGAAAAAAAAAGAAAGGAAAUUUCAAUGACCCCAACCUAUUUGUAUCUGCUGAGGAGUUUGGCCACCUACUGGAUGAAAAUAUGGGAUCCAAGUUUGAUAACAUUGGCAUGAAUGCCAUGGCCAACAAAGAUAAUGCAAGUCAGAAACAGCUUAGAUGGGAGGCUGAACGUGAUGACUGGCUACACAACAGAGAUGUGAAAAGUAUCAUCAAGAAAAAGAAAAAUUUCAAAAAGAAGAGGCCGAAAGCCACUCAAAAAAUUAAAAAGCAAAGAAAAUGAGUUUUCUAAUUAAAAAUUAAAUUGUACUUACUCCUAAUUUUUGCUAUUCAACCAUUUUUCUUGAUCUUGCUCUCUGACUCCAUACAUUCCAGACUGUUCAAUGGAUUUGUAAUAAACUAUAAAUAAAUACAGCUGUCAUUUAUAAAAUCAUGUAAAGGUAUUAAAAUUAAACUAUAUUGAGAGAAAUCAAACCACUUUUCCUUAUUUCUACAUGGUAAAAUGAAAAAGAUAAUAGGAUACAUAUUUCAUGGAAAGCCCUCCAACAUCUGUACUAAGUAUGGUAAUGAGCACUAUUUAUUAAGCAUUACUUUAUACCAGAUUAUUGUGCUAAGUGAUU
Molecule: messenger RNA, 3564 nt
Organism: Enhydra lutris kenyoni (northern sea otter)
Lineage: Eukaryota; Metazoa; Chordata; Mammalia; Carnivora; Mustelidae
Gene: CEBPZ
Product: CCAAT/enhancer binding protein zeta
Exons: 16
Coding region: 48-3227 (1059 amino acids)
Cellular component (GO): nucleus
Source: RefSeq, a predicted model, not a curated record